Molecule: messenger RNA, 1671 nt
Organism: Metarhizium album ARSEF 1941
Lineage: Eukaryota; Fungi; Ascomycota; Sordariomycetes; Hypocreales; Clavicipitaceae
Product: raffinose synthase Sip1
Exons: 3
Coding region: 1-1671 (556 amino acids)
Source: RefSeq, a predicted model, not a curated record
AUGGCAAGACGGCUUAGGUUUUUGUAUGUUGUCCCCCGUCGUAUUACAGAUUGCGUCCUCCACGUUAACCCACACAUGGGCACUUGGAAUUCUUUGGGACAGCAGCUUUCCGAGACCAAAAUCCUCGAUGCGGUUCAAGAGCUUGCUAGAAACAAGAUACAAGUAACGAAUCUCAUUAUUGACGACAGCUGGCAGUCUCUGGACCUUGCGGGAAGUGAUCGAUCACAGCUCGGAUGGACAGAAUUUGAAGCUGACCGCAAGGCCUUUCCAAGCGGUCUCAGAAACGUGGUAGCACAGAUUCGGAACUUGCACCCAGGAAUUGAGAACGUUAUAGUAUGGCAUGCCUUACUGGGAUACUGGGGCGGCAUCUCACCCAAUGGGCAUAUUGCGAAGACUUACGACACAAUCAAGGUAGCCCAAGAGGGCGAAGACGGCGCUUCAUUGACGGUUGUGGACAAAGCGGACGUGUCGCGACUAUACAACGACUUUUACAGAUUCUUGGCUGAGUCUGGAAUUGAUGGCGUCAAAGCUGACGCACAAGUCAUGGUUGACGGGCUGAGAGACGCCCCGGAUCGUCGAGAUUUGAUAUCCACCUAUCUCGAUGUCUGGUCGCAGGCCUCAGAGCGGUAUUUUGGUGCCAAGGCCAUAUCGUGCAUGUCCCAAUUCCCAUACUCUCUUUUCUGUCAUUUGCACCGAACUCGAUCCGUGUUCUUCGUCAGAAAUUCGGAUGACUUCUUCCCAGACAUUCCACAAUCAUAUUCGUGGCACGUCUGGGCCAACGCACACAAUGUCAUCCUCACUCAGUUCCUCAACGCGAUUCCGGAUUGGGACAUGUUCCAGUCUGCGCACAAUUACUCAGAAUUCCAUGCCGCGGCGCGAUGCAUAAGCGGUGGUCCCAUUUACAUCACGGAUACUCCAGGCGUUCACAACAUGCACCUUAUCAAGCAAAUGACUGCCACUACGCCGAUUGGUCAGACAGUUAUUCUUAGACCAAGUGUUCUGGGCAAAUCAAUAUACGCUUAUGCCGGAUAUGAGGACGACUUGCUCCUGAAAAUUGGCAGCUACAAUGGGGCGGCACAGACGGGCACUGGUAUUCUUGGCGUUUUCAACGUUUCUAGAGGGCAUCUCACCGAAGUCUUGCCUCUGGCAUUCUUUCGUGGAGUAUUCCAAGGCGGAAAAUACGCCGUUAGAGCACAUACAACGGGCCAAACUUCGGCGCCCAUGUCACUCGGAGCUGCAGAAUCUGUCAUUGCCGUGUCGAUUGACGAGACUGCGUAUGAAAUACUUUGGGCUUGCCCAGUGACGCCCUUUACAAGUGAUCGAUGUGACCAUGGGUACGCUGGCGUCCUGGGAUUGGUUGGUAAGAUGACUGGAUGUGCUGCGGUUACGUUCCGCUCUGUAGUUCAGCGGGAUUCUGGCAGAGUCGUCGUGACUUGCAACAUUAAAGCAGUGGGUACUCUUGGCCUGUACAUUUCCACGCUUCCUUAUUUGAACAUUGAAGACGACUUCAUGGUGGCAGUUGAGGACCAGCCUGUUCCGUUGGACACGGUGAGGAGAAGCAGAGACGAUAAGCGCGUCUUUGAAAUCGAUGUUGAAAAAGCUUGGAAGGAGAUGGCAGUGAGCACGAUGCAGCGAGGGAAAGUACAAAUAAAAGCGAGUUUCCAGCCUUGA